AUGUCGUCGCCGAAAGACUACGUUCUAGAUAUCACUCCUUCUGUUCAAGAUAAUAAUGUUCUGGAUCUCAAUUUGAUAAAGUUCACAGUGAGGAACAGAAGACAAGAUCCGGUGACACGAUUCAAAGUGCCUUUGCUAGCAAUAUUAAUAGCUGUACUUGCAGCUUUUACUGGCAGAGUACUUUUGCGUGACAGCAUAAAUAGCAUAUGGGAGCUUGAGAUCAAGCGAUCUGAAAGUGUGGUAAUAGCCAUAUUGGUAUCACUUAUCGUGCUUGUUUCUCUUAAGCAAGUUCCUGAAGAUUCAAUCACAGUUAUGAAAGGAUUAGGAGUACAGCUUCUGUCGAGAAAGAGCUGGAAAUUUCAGUACAGAAGCGAGUGCUUCAUCCCCGUCAGCAAUACCAUAGAUCUAGUGAUCCAUGAAGGGUUCCAUGGCUAUGGCCAGGUGAUCUUCUAUCUCUGUAUUCUCACCAAAAGCAGUGCUGUGGGAAAGACAAACAACGACAACAUCAUCAAGGUGGCGUUCCCUGAGUUUCUCCCUAGGAAGGACAUUCUACUCGAUGUCUGGAAGCUUAGUCGAGAAUUGCUCUUUGGUGAUGCUAAGAGAUACUGGAGACGCGUUCCCGGCCAAGGGUUGAAACAAGUAUACUAG
Scheffersomyces stipitis CBS 6054 is the source of this 648-nucleotide messenger RNA. RefSeq names its product phosphatidylinositol N-acetylglucosaminyltransferase (gene PIG7). The transcript is spliced from 2 exons. Gene Ontology annotation, biological process: GPI anchor biosynthetic process. Bases 1 to 648 code for a protein of 215 amino acids. Gene Ontology annotation, cellular component: glycosylphosphatidylinositol-N-acetylglucosaminyltransferase (GPI-GnT) complex. The record is from RefSeq and is a predicted model, not a curated record. Lineage: Eukaryota; Fungi; Ascomycota; Pichiomycetes; Serinales; Debaryomycetaceae.